This is a messenger RNA of Culex quinquefasciatus (southern house mosquito), 537 nucleotides long. RefSeq lists its product as uncharacterized. Lineage: Eukaryota; Metazoa; Arthropoda; Insecta; Diptera; Culicidae. The transcript is spliced from 2 exons. Bases 46 to 537 code for a protein of 163 amino acids. The record is from RefSeq and is a predicted model, not a curated record.
ACUUCAUCAACGUGCUUUGAAGAGUUUGUCAACCUGUUGGUAACCAUGAAGUUCGUCACUUUCUCCGUUGGCUUCUGUUUGCUCUUCAUCGGCGCAGCUCAAGCAGAUGUCAGCGAGUUGGUCAACAAGGCUCCAAACGAGAUCCAGACCUGCAUCGUGUUGACCACUCACGACGAGCAGCACUCUGCCACCGAGGAGUUGCUCGCAGAGGAAGUCACAACUGCGGUGGGAGUUCCCCGGGACGAGCAGCAGCAGGAUCCGGGACAUCCGGACUAUCGGGGACCGUAUCACUACACGAAGCCCAAGGUCGAGCUGGAGUACGCCGUUCCGGAUGUGCCGCCCCAGGGACGGGAUCUGGACCUGCCCAAGAAUGACUAUCUGCCGCCGUCGGCGGAGGAGAAGGACCAGGAGGACGAGGACGUUCCUCCGGAAGGUCGCAACGGGGAGUUCCCCAAGAAGGAGUAUCUGCCUCCGGCGGUGGAGGAGGUUGAUGGAAAAAUUAAGAGGAACGUGCAUUUUGGAAGGAAGUUGCUGUAA